CUGGACCCGCAUGCUACACUACAUGUACCUGCCAUCUCAUAUGUAUUAACUGCCAUAUACAUAUUAACUUUAGAUUAGGUAGUUAGAGGUACAUCGCAUUAUGUCACUCCUUUUUUGUCGAAGAUGAAACUUAGGUACAUGUAUAUAACCAAACUACCACGAGGAAGUCUUCGAGUUACGAACGAGACCCGCCCAUCUCUCAAGAAGCAUGAAUUUGACAAAAAUGAAAUUCGGCAUAAGUCUAGUCAUCGCCCGACGUCUUUCACCAUGAGUUCAGACCUACCAGUACAAAUCCGCGCCAGCUUACAGAGUCAGGGGCUGCCAACUCCGUCCUUAACUUGGAUCCAGAGUGCUAUGCCAAACCGGAACCCGCUGCCUCCUUUACCCGCUUUGAUAGCUACCGUGAAAACGCGUCUGCUAGCAGCCGACCUGACGAGUCCGGGUCUCUGGGAGUCGCCGUCGCCAGCGUUUCCACCCAACUUGGGUAACCCGGAGGUCAAAGAGACUAAACUCUCCCGAGACGUCCCCGUGCAAGUCUUGGAUAUUGACAAUCUGUCCAAAAGCAAGUGGGAUCAAGUAGAGGAGCUGGAGGCCAUCGCGCGCGGGGAACAAACGAGAGGCCGGGAAAUCAUCCGCCUGCCCACCGGGAACGAGGAAGACGAAGAGGACGGCGCAGUCAGCCAAAAUGCGUUGGCAGCCACGGGUAGGAACGCGGCUGUCAACGCUAACGUGGCAAAUGCCGCGGCCGCCGCGAGGAACGCGACGCAUAGGCUCGUGAUACAGGACUGCAAGGGCCAGAAGGUGCACGGGCUGGAACUAAAGCGCAUCGAUCGCAUCGGCAUCAGCUCGCUUAACAUCGGCGAGAAGAUGAUUCUGAAACGAGGCACGACCGUCGCGCGUGGUAUCGUCCUUCUAGAGCCGGCGACUUGCGUCGUACUAGGCGGGAAGAUCGAGGCGUGGCAUAGAGCCUGGGUAGACGGGCGGUUGACGAGGUUGAGGGAGGCGGUGGGUGCUGACGUUCGCAGUUAGGUCGCUUUUGGGGACUGUUAUAAAAAGAAGGAGAAGUUAACGAGGGUGACGAUAGAGGUCAUACUUAGUUUGGUCAACUUAGUCCAUAGUGUAUAUAGAUUUAUCUACAUAGCUGUAAUUAGUCCAGUUGAAAAAUGGCAUUAUAGUAUUGUGAGUGUGGAAUCAAUAUAAUAUAUAAGAACAGCUUUAUAAUAUUUCAGGUAGUCAUAUCAUAGGUAGACUAUCAGUUCUCUAUAAUGGCUGAUUUAUUUCUAACAACCUCCUAGAUAGACUAGUAUCAAUACCACUGUUCCGAUAUCGUAUUACGUGGUAUAAAUCGAAAAUAGGCUCUUCACG
Messenger RNA from Daldinia decipiens, 1365 nucleotides. RefSeq lists its product as uncharacterized. The transcript has a single exon. Bases 124 to 1029 code for a protein of 301 amino acids. Lineage: Eukaryota; Fungi; Ascomycota; Sordariomycetes; Xylariales; Hypoxylaceae. The record is from RefSeq and is a predicted model, not a curated record.